CCUCACCGAUCUCUCUAAACCCAAAUACGCAACAAAUACUCAAUCGUCACAUCUUAAAAAACAAAGAAAAAGGAAGAGAGAGAGAGAGGGAAAACAAAAAAGAAAAGAAAAAUCAAUUCCCAACCUUGCUGCUACAAAUGCCUCAGGCUUAGCAACUCGACCUCCUCCCCCCUUCUCCCCUUCCUCCCUUCUUUGACUUCCCCUUUCCUCCUCCGUGCGCACGCUCUCCUGAUUCAUACAGCAUUUCGUCGGGGAUGACGUCGACGGCGUACUCCCGGCCGUCGAAGCUGCCGGGCGGCGGCAACGGCAGCGACCGCAGGCUGCCGCCGCGGCUGAUGAGGGGCCUCACCACCAAGAUCGAGCCCAAGAAGCUCGGCGUCGGCCUCCUCGCCGGCUGCUGCCUCGCGCUCCUCACCUACGUCUCCCUUGCCAAGCUCUUCGCAAUCUACUCCCCUGUGUUCGCCAGCACAGCCAACACAUCCGCUCUGAUGCAGAACUCGCCGCCAUCCUCGCCGGAGACGGGACCCAUUCCGCCCCAAGAAACUGCAGCUGGCGCCGGAAACAAUGACAGCACUGUGGACCCCGUCGAUCUCCCUGAGGACAAGUCGCUGGUGGAGGCGCAGCCUCAAGAACCCGGCUUCCCCUCGGCGGAAUCUCAGGAGCCUGGCUUGCCGGCGGCGCUCUCGAGGAAGGAGGAUGAUGCGGAGAGGGCGGCGGCGGCGGCGGCCUCGGAGAUAAAGCAAUCCGAGAAGAAGAACGGCGUGGCGGCGGGUGGUGAUACCAAGAUAAAGUGCGACGAGAACGGCGUGGACGAGGGCUUCCCGUACGCGCGGCCGUCGGUUUGCGAGCUGUACGGCGACGUCCGCGUCAGCCCCAAGCAGAAGACCAUUUACGUCGUGAACCCGUCGGGCGCCGGCGGCUUCGACGAGAACGGCGAGAAGCGGCUCCGGCCCUACGCCCGCAAGGACGAUUUCCUCCUCCCGGGCGUGGUGGAGGUGACUAUCAAGUCCGUGCCCUCCGAGGCGGCGGCCCCCAAGUGCACGAAGCAGCACGCCGUCCCCGCCGUGGUGUUCUCCGUGGCCGGGUACACGGACAACUUCUUCCACGACAUGACCGAUGCCAUGAUCCCGCUAUUCCUGACGACGGCGCACCUCAAGGGCGAGGUCCAGAUCCUCAUCACCAACUACAAGCCGUGGUGGGUGCAGAAGUACACGCCGCUGCUCCGCAAGCUGUCCAACUACGACGUCAUCAACUUCGACGAGGACGCCGGCGUGCACUGCUUCCCGCAGGGGUACCUCGGUCUGUACCGCGACCGCGACCUCAUCAUCUCCCCGCACCCGACCCGCAACCCGCGCAACUACACCAUGGUGGACUACAACCGCUUCCUCCGCGACGCUCUGGAGCUCCGGCGCGACCGCCCGUCGGUGCUGGGCGAGGAGCCCGGGAUGCGGCCGCGGAUGCUGAUCAUCUCCCGCGCCGGCACGCGCAAGCUGCUGAACCUCGAGGAGGUGGCCGCGGCCGCGACGGAGCUUGGUUUCAACGUGACGGUGGCGGAGGCCGGUGCUGACGUGCCCGCGUUCGCGGCGCUGGUGAACUCGGCGGACGUGCUGCUGGCCGUGCACGGCGCCGGGCUGACGAACCAGAUCUUCCUCCCGGCGGAGGCCGUGGUGGUGCAGAUCGUGCCGUGGGGGAACAUGGACUGGAUGGCGACCAACUUUUACGGGCAGCCGGCGAGGGACAUGCAGCUCCGGUACGUGGAGUACUACGUCGGCGAGGAGGAGACGAGCCUGAAGCACAACUACUCGCGAGAUCACAUGGUGUUCAAGGACCCCAAGGCGCUCCACGCACAGGGAUGGCAGACACUCGCCGCGACUAUCAUGAAGCAGGACGUCGAGGUCAACCUCACCAGGUUCCGGCCAAUCCUGCUGCAGGCGCUCGACAGGCUGCAGCAGUAACUCGUCUAUCCCAAUAAUCGCAGGCAGCUCAUGGCACACAUCAAUGUAUAUGCCGGGACGAGACGACACGACGAGGAACAAGAACGGAUACUAGUAUAUUGUACUGCUGCUUGAAAGAGAUGAUGAUGAUCUUAACCGGAGGAGAACCAUCAGUUGUUGGCGAGGCGGUGGAAGCUUUUCGCAUAUUGGUAAUUGGUUGGGUUGUCCAUUUUGGGUUUGUAACAAUUUGCAUAGGCAUUACACACCAAAGAUGUUCGAUUUUUUUGUUCUUCUUACACUUCUUCACUUCGCCAGCCCAUUCAACACUAUACAUUCUUUUCUACUAAUACGGAGCCAAACUAAA
Molecule: messenger RNA, 2298 nt
Organism: Oryza sativa Japonica Group (Japanese rice)
Lineage: Eukaryota; Viridiplantae; Streptophyta; Magnoliopsida; Poales; Poaceae
Product: beta-1,2-xylosyltransferease XAX1-like
Biological process (GO): plant-type cell wall organization
Cellular component (GO): Golgi membrane
Molecular function (GO): UDP-xylosyltransferase activity
Source: RefSeq, a predicted model, not a curated record